GGCACUACCUACUUUGCUCUGCUAUUAAUCACUCAUGAUGCAAGCACUCCCACCCAUUUCUGAGAACAGUGUAGGCAGUCUGAUAACUCCCAGGCUUGAAGCUGCCCUUAUAAAGUUCCACUUUUACAUACUUCCUCAUACUGCUAGUUUCUCUGCAAAGAUGAAGCUUCUCCUUUACUUAUUCUUGCUGAAGACAGCUCUCCUUGCUGUAACAAAUGUUUUUGCAGUUGUUUUAGAAGAUGAAGAGGAUGCUAAAGAAGGAAAAGUUACUGAGACCUGUCCUAUAAAGCUCAAAACUAAUCGGAAAUGUGAUGAAGGUGAGGAUUGUCCAUAUCAGAUAAAUCUGCCUCCAAUGACCAUGCAGUUACCCAAAGAAUUCAGACUGCUUGAGAAGACUCUCAAAGAAGUACAGACACUUAAGGAAGCAGUAAACAAGCUGAAGAAAUGCUGCCAAGAUUGCAAGCUGCAGGCAGAUGACAACCGAGAAAGAGACAGUAGCAAUGAAUUCCUUCCACCAAAUGCAGAAGCUCUAGCAGAAAACAGUGAAAUCCAAGAUAACAGAGUGAAGGAACUGCAAAGCAAAGUUAACAGAAUGGCAACCAGCUUAAAAAAUGCAAAGAACCAGAUUCAGACACUGCAGGGUCGUUUAGAGAAGAUGAGCCUCAUAAAUAUGAACAAUGUAGAACAUUAUGUUGACAGCAAAGUUGCUAAUUUGACAUUUGUUGUGAACAGCCUUGAUAACAAAUGUUCUACUAAAUGUCCAGCAAUGCAACCAAAACCUGUUAUACAAAUAAUGCAGAGAGACUGUGGUGAUCAUUACACAGCAGGCAGAAGGAGUAACGGAAUCUACAGGAUUAGCCCUGACCCCAGAAAUGCUAGCUUUGAAGUUUACUGUGACAUGCAAACACAAGGAGGUGGCUGGACAGUGCUGCAACGGCGACAGGAUGGUAGCACUAACUUUAACAGAACCUGGAACGACUACAAAAAUGGCUUUGGAAACCUCAGCAGGGAGUUUUGGCUUGGGAAUGACAAAAUUCACCUCUUGACAAAGAGCCAGGAAAUGCAACUGAGAAUUGAACUUGAAGAUUUCGAUGGUAUCAGGGAGUAUGCGAAAUACGAACACUUCUAUGUGGCCAACGAAUAUCUAAAAUACCGUCUAAGUGUUCACGGCUAUAGCGGCACAGCAGGAGAUGCUCUUCACUACAGCAAGCACUACAACCAUGACCAAAAGUUCUUCACAACUCCAGACAAGGACAAUGAUAGGUAUCCUUCAGGAAACUGUGGAGCAUACUACAGCUCUGGCUGGUGGUUUGAUGCAUGCUUGUCUGCCAACCUCAAUGGCAAGUACUACCACAAGAAAUACAAAGGUGUUCGCAAUGGCAUUUUCUGGGGUACAUGGCAUGGUAUGUCUGACGGUAUUCCCAGUGGAUACAGGCAAGCCUUUAAAUCAGUAAAAAUCAUGAUAAGACCCAAAAGUUUCGUGAGGUAAUUCUAUAUCUUUCUCCUAACUAGUUUGCAUUGGAAUGCACUCAAAGUCAUACUUACUCAGUAUUAUACUCAGAAUUCAACUAUUCAGUUAUGUUUGGCAUAAAAUAGUCCUAGGCAAAACAACAUAUUUCCACAUAAAUUUUUAGAGAUGGUUGGUCCCAUAUAAUGUAUUAAAAACAGCAUGAAUGUUUCUGAAUAGUUAUUGCUAAAAUUUAGCACAGUUUAAGUCUUGGUAUUGUUAUGUACAUAUUCUAAACAUUGCUUUUGGUGCUUUUACUGACUGUGAUAUACCAGAUUUUAUGAUUUAAAACAUUUAAAUGGUCUUCUACAAAUUGUGUCUGAAUGAACACCUACAAUUUAACCUGAAAUUAAGUCGGAGGUAUAACUGCUAACAUAUAAACUUGUCAACGCUUAGAAUGAAAAUUAGUCUUUUUGAAACAGCUUGGUGUUUUAUAUCAUCUUUCCUACACAACUUCAAAGGUGUACCAUAGCAAUAUCAAUACAAGCUAGGAGAAGUACUACUUGUCCUUUUUCAAGGACAAGAAAACAGAGGGCCACAUGGCUGGUCCAAAGACAGGAAAAAAAGCCUUGAAGAAAACUUAGAAACUGAAGACGAUUCCUCAAAUCUUAUCUCCUUUGUCAAAGAGUAUUCUAACAAGUUGGUUAAAGAAUUGAAUGAAAGCAAGUGGAAAUAUUGUAGAGAGUAUGUAAUGAAAGAGAACAUUUCCUGCUCAUUUUGGUUCCACUGUUCAAGCUUAAGGUCCUAUUUGUCAUUUGUGGGAGAAAGGAGUCGUUAUAUGGCUUUUUGCACAUUUAUGUAGGCAGGUAGAAAUGUAGGAAGAAGACACAUAAGAAGAAUUAAUGCCUUCUCAUUAAUGCCUCUAAAUAUACACAUAAACAGUUCCCAGUGCCAUUUUGUUUUCUCCUGAAUCUUUUAGGUAAGCCAACUGCUUCCACAUUACUCUUGUGGCGAUUCAACCUCUCAUUUAAGUACUUCUCACUCUAGGUACUGUUAGGCUUAAAGUUACAAAAGGAUUGUAAAUAUUUUGUAAGAUACAAAAAGACUGUGUUCUCCUCAUUUUCUGAGUAUCUCUUUUGUAGCCACAGAAACCAGAACAGGUCGCUGGCAAUUAUAAACUUUUUUUCUUCUAAAACAUUAGAAAUGAAGCAAUCAAAUUUUUAAAUACUUCAGGAACUGCAAAUUAGAGAUACUGUUUAGUAAAGCUUGUGUUGCAGACAGCCAGCAUAAAUUUGACUACAUGUAUCUACUGCCUAUCCUAGAAAGGACAUCUCUACAAUUAUCACAGAAUCAUAGAAUGGUUUGGGUUGGAAGGGACAUUAAUGAUCAUCCAGUUCCAAUCACCCUGCUCUGGGCAGGGCCACCGCUCUGUAGAUCAGAUUGCUCAAAGCCUACAGUGACCAAUUCUGAGCAGAGAUGCAAUUUAUCUUAGCAAGAAGCUAUUUUGCUAUAUUGCUUACGCCAAUCUUGAGAUGUAGAUAAACUAUUAAGACAGUGGUUUUUUACCAGUUAAUGUAUAGACUUUGCUGGCAUAACCUUUUUGGUUAAAAGACACAUAACAAAGGAAAAAAGUAUACGCGUGACCUUAUGCUUUACAAAUACGACCUUUACUGCUUUUUAAGAUGGUAACAAGAAGUAUUGCAGUUACAAGUUAUACAAAUGAGCAACAGUGGCAAUUGCUAAACUGUAAAAUAUUAAUAUAUAUAUUUUAAGGAAGUAAAUACUUUGAAGGAUAUUUCAGUGUGAAGUGCGAUUUGGUUUAUUUUAUUCCAAUUUUAAAGAGUAAUGGAAAAUUUUAAUUGCAAGAUGCAUAAACUUUACUCGAGAACAUGUUUAAAAGGUAUAGAAUAUUUAUUUUGGGAUAAAAAAGAAUUGUUUAAACAAAAAAAAGAGCAACUUAUGAAGUAUAGUUUAGAAGAGCAAAUAUGUAAUAUGAUGACAUUUAAUCAUUUUGCAUUAAAUGUACAGUUUGCUCCUAUUCAUUGUAUGGUAACUAUGAUUUCCAGUAUCUACAAGCUUCUACUUGAAAAUGUCUUUUUCCUGCUAAGUUGCUAGAAGAGAAACUGUCCUUUUAUUCAUCGUGUUUAAAGGAAACUUCAUAAAACACAGAAAUUUUAACAGAAUGAGCAAGUGAGAAAAGAAAAGAAAAGAAAAGA
Cuculus canorus (common cuckoo) is the source of this 3663-nucleotide messenger RNA. RefSeq names its product fibrinogen like 2 (gene FGL2). The record is from RefSeq and is a predicted model, not a curated record. The transcript has 2 exons. Bases 35 to 1489 code for a protein of 484 amino acids. NCBI's taxonomy places the organism in Eukaryota, Metazoa, Chordata, Aves, Cuculiformes, Cuculidae.